Messenger RNA from Archocentrus centrarchus (flier cichlid), 4011 nucleotides. RefSeq names its product solute carrier family 36 member 1 (gene slc36a1). Gene Ontology annotation, biological process: glycine transport; L-alanine transport; proline transmembrane transport. The record is from RefSeq and is a predicted model, not a curated record. The transcript has 12 exons. NCBI's taxonomy places the organism in Eukaryota, Metazoa, Chordata, Actinopteri, Cichliformes, Cichlidae. Gene Ontology annotation, cellular component: vacuolar membrane. Bases 288 to 1727 code for a protein of 479 amino acids. Gene Ontology annotation, molecular function: amino acid:proton symporter activity; L-alanine transmembrane transporter activity; L-proline transmembrane transporter activity.
CGUCCUCCCGGUCAUGUGACCGCUCCGCUGGCUGCCAGAGAGACGAGCCGUGCAGAGCCGAGUCCUGCUUUGCCUUCAAUCUGUGCAGCUUCGCCGCCAUGAGCGCGAUAGGAAAAUAAAGAGGCCUGCGGCGGACUGAGAGCUGAUACCGAGGCCGGGAGGAGAGAGUCUGCGCGGUAUUUGCGAGUGGAAAGCUGUCCAUGUUGGACUCCCUGAUCCCGUCGCAUUAGGAGCCGUGAGGCUGGGAGAGACGACACCCGGCCGCCCGCAAAACCACCGCACCCAGCAUGAUGGCGUCCAGCGACGUAGACAGCCGAGGUGAAGCUUUGUUAUCUGACCAAAAUCCGUCCGAGCUGGAUGCUCUGUGUCCGUCUCCCCCAGGACCAUCCAGACCCCAACGCCACUACGAGAGGAUCGGAGGACAGGCGGGAACCUCUUUUUUUCAGACUCUGAUCCAUCUGCUGAAAGGGAACAUUGGUACGGGGCUCCUGGGUCUGCCUCUGGCUGUGAAGAAUGCAGGACUGGUGGUCGGCCCCAUCAGCCUUCUGUUCAUGGGCAUCAUCGCGGUCCACUGCAUGAAGCUGCUGGUGAAAUGUUCCCACCACCUCAGUGCAAAGAUGAACCGGCCGUCUCUGACCUACGGCGAGGCGAUGCAGUACGGGAUGGAGAACGUUCCGUGGCUGAGGAGACAUUCACAGUGGGGAAAGCGGACGGUGAACUUGUUCCUCAUCAUCACCCAGCUGGGCUUCUGCUGCGUCUACUUUGUCUUCCUCAGUGACAACGUCAAGCAGGUGGUAGAAGCAGCCAACGCCACCACCGUCAGCUGCCAGAUGAACUACACCAACCAGACCCAGGUCCUGGUCCCGAGCUUUGACUCCCGCCUCUACAUGCUCUGCUUCCUGCCUGCCAUGAUCCUGCUGGUCUUCAUCCGCAACCUCAAGUGCCUGGCUCCUUUCUCUCUGGGGGCCAACUUGGCCAUGACAGCCAGUUUGAUCCUCAUCUACUUCUACUCGCUCACGAACAUCAAAUACCCCAUCGACCUCCCAAAAGUCGGCAGAGCUAAAGACUACCCUCUCUUCUUCGGGACGGCCAUCUUUGCUUUCGAAGGCAUCGGAGUGGUUCUUCCCCUGGAGAAUAAGAUGCAGAGGCCUCAGAGGUUCACCCUGGUUCUCUAUUUGGGGAUGGGCAUCGUCACCUUCCUCUACAUCAGCCUGGGGACCAUCGGAUACAUGUGCUUUGGAGAGCACAUAGGCGGCAGCAUCACCCUGAACCUGCCCAACUGCUGGAUGUACCAGGUAGUGAAGCUGCUGUACUGUUUCGGCAUAUUCAUCACCUUUGCCCUGCAGUUCUACGUUCCAGCUGAGAUCCUCAUCCCGUCCAUGGUGGCUCGCGUGUCACCGCAGUGGGAGACCACCGUCGACCUGCUGCUCCGUGCCGUCAUGGUCAUCUUCACGUGUGCCCUCGCCAUCCUGAUCCCGGAGCUGGACCUCGUCAUCUCGUUGGUCGGCUCGGUCAGCAGCAGCUUCCUGGCACUCAUCUUCCCGCCCCUGCUGCAGCUCAUCGUUUUCUACGGGGAGGGCCUGUCGCCGCUCGUAAAACUCAAAAACCUCGUCAUCAGCCUGGUGGGGCUGAUUGGCUUCAUCGCGGGGACUUACAUCGCCAUCGUGGAAAUCGUUGCCCGCAACGGACACAAACACGAGACCUUGUCCACCUACCUGGUUCAGUGAUGAAGUCAAGGGACUCCUGGCAGGUGGAUGCAAACCCAUUGAGGCCAUUUUUAAACCAUUUUAGGGCAUAUUUUCAUCUGUUUUUCUUCUUCUGUUGGACAUGGCGGCCGUUUCAGGCUAAAUCUGGGAUGUCUGACAGGAUGAGGCUGGAAGAGUUUGUGAUGUUUGUUUCAUUUUGUCACCACUGUAUUGUUUUCCUGUUUGUCCAGCCUUUUAGUGCAAUCUAACAGAUUAAUAAUAAUGAUGAUGAUGAUGGACGUACCUGAUCAGGAGUAUAGUGAGGUUUAGAGGUAAUUUAUCAUUUUGACUGGCUGAAUCACGUGUUUGAUGUUUUAGUCAGAAAAUCAAACUACCUCAGUAACCGCCCUCGGCUUUAACAUCCAGAUUAGGGACAUUUGACCCGUCGUAUAAACAGCUUCUCUCUCGGUUUAGUUUUGCCAGCCAGCCCCUCGUUUAGAAACAGAAGGAAACGUUUGUCUUGCUUUCUGCCUUAUUCAGUUAAACGUCACACAAACUUUAACGUUAAAAAAAAAAAAAAAAACGCCGUUCAAAAUAACUGUAUAUAUAAUCUUAUUUCUAAGAGCAGAACUGAGAGCGCUCGGGUGAGGCGUCGGAGCGGUUCUGAUUGGAACCGUUCACAGUGAUCAGGAACGUGGGGACACUGAGUCACAGGUUUCUUUAACCAAAGAAAAACAGGACACAUUCUUCACGAGCUCGUAUCUUAAGGGAUAAAAUAGCACUUUUUAGACGGUACAGAUACAUUCCUGCCCUCAGCUUUGGGUCAAACUCUGGGCAGCGACCUAAAGAGCGAGGUCACAGGUACAAGAGCCCGAGCGUUUCCUCCUCUGACCUGUGAGGAUCUCAGGAUCCUCCGGGAGGAGCAGGAACUCAAUACCGGACUAGAAGUCAUCUGAAACACACUCGUUACCCAGCUGCCAUCACGACCCGACGUCUGAUAGCAGAAGGAAGAGGACUCGAUGGAUUUGAUGUUUAAAACGUGUCAGAUGUGCUUCUAAAUUUCAGCGGCGGUUUAGGAUGCGCUGGUCCCUGAUGAUCAGGCAUCCACGUCUGCGGUACCACCGAAAAACAAAUCAGGUUUCCAGAAUUUAGGCAUCAGCUCGUUCUGAGGUGGUCCUCGCUCUGAAGCACGAGCUGGUGAAAGUGUCAUGAUGCUACAAACAGAGGAUCGAUGAGUGGGAGAAACAUUCAGAGCAAACCUGAAUCUCCUGAAUCAGAGUCUUAAAUUUAUGAGGGAAAAUUUGCCUGAAAAAGCUGACAAAAAGCUUUUUCCAUGUAAACUUACGAUAUUACAAUAUUAAUCUAGAAAAUUCAGUUUUUCCUCUUUGAACCCGACACCUGAACAGCUCAUGAUGCCAGAGUCAAAUGAUGAGAUGAAGAAUCAGGCCUCUGAUCUGAGUUCAUUCAGAAGAUGAGCUUAAAUUAAGUCACAUGAAGAACAAACGCUCAACAAUAAACUGUAUUCACACCCUCAUUUCAUUUUUUGAUCUUAUAACACAUGAAGUGAACUUGAACAUGAACCUUUAUUUUUUGAUUUCUUUUUUUAAGGUGUUUUUAUGCUCUAACGUAUUUGCCAUAAGUUAAUGAUGGGAUAUUUUUUGUUGCAUUUUGCAUUGUUAUGAUUUGUGACUCACCACGAAUGUUGGUUUACUUGCAGAGGAUUUGCAUGUAUGUAAUAUAGCAAGUUUUAACUGCAAGCUUUGUGGGUGAUCUGCGUCACCUUUCAGAGGCCGACACGUCACAGUGCAGCUUCUUUGCUGUUGGGUGUCUUCAGUGUUACCGUGGCAGUAGAUAACGGCCACAUGUAGGACUGUAAGUCGUUCUUUGUGUGUGUAUAUAUCCAUCUGUCACACAUGUAAAUGUUUGCACAUGUAAAUCAUUUUCACUGGAAAUACUCAGAAUUCAUAUGUUGAAGAUGCAGCCCUGAGAACACUUGGACUGUUUAUUUCAGCAUAAAACAGCAAGAAAUGUAAAAUAUUCCAAACACCAUCCGACCGGACAGGCCGGAUCCUUCAGACGUGCAAGACCUUCAUUUGCUACUGCACCUUUUCAUUUCUAUACGUCUUUCUGAGAAUAACUAACGUUGAAAGUACCACUUUAUGGACCGCUGCACUCUCUCUGUUUGUUAGCUGGAUUGCUCAUAAAGUUAUAGAGGUUUUCUUAAACGUGUUCCCACAGGUCAGAAAUUUCUGGAGUUGGGUCUGGAAAUUUUUGGACAUUACACAUCAUAUCUUCACAAAAAAUAAAACCUGGCAUUUCAGAAACA